CUGCUUUACUUAAAAAGAUUGCUUUAGUUCUUUUGGUUUCGCGACUCCUCGUCCGGGAAUUCCAAAUAUCGAUAUGCUCGCGAAAUGGCUGAUCCUUUUUACAUGCAUUCACAAUGUUUUAACUGCGGAUCGGUAUUCCUUACCCGAAUUACCACCCGGCGAGGCCCCUGAGCCGAUAUUAACUUUCAUGGAAAGGGCGUACCAACCUGGACGGAGUAGAGCCGGCUUCGAAGGAGGGGAGCCACUACUUUUAACGCCUUUGAUAGAGGCGAAUAAGCUUGAAGAAGCAAGACGUGCUGCGUACGUCGACUCUGACUAUAUUUUGCCCGAUAUGGAAAGUUACGCUGGGUAUUUAACUGUAAAUAAAGAAUACAAUGCGAAUCUUUGGUUCUGGUAUUUCCCUGUCGCAGAGAAAUCAGUUGAGGAGACUCCUUGGAUUAUUUGGCUUCAAGGAGGACCUGGCGCUUCUUCUCUCUAUGGCCUCUUUACUGAAAUAGGGCCGUUUACUAUUUCAGAUGACUAUCGGAUUGAUGAAAAAAAGUACUCCUGGGGCAAGAACCACUCUCUUCUUUUCAUUGAUAACCCUGUCGGAACUGGCUUUAGCUUUACUGAUGACGACCGCGGAUUCGCAACAAACCAGACCACUAUUGGUGAAAACCUGUACACAGCGUUGCAGCAAUUCCUAACACUGUUCCCUGAACUUCGCAAGGCACCUCUAACGAUUGCAGGAGAGUCCUAUGCGGGGAAACAUAUACCUUCAGUCGCGGUUCAAAUUCUCUGGAACAAACAUCAUGACGAGCCGAUAAAUCUACAGGGUUUAGCGAUUGGAAAUGGAUUCAUUGAUCCGCUAUCGCUGCAAAGAUACAGUUAUUUCGUGCGCGAAACUGGCCUGGUCGAUGACAAAGUGGCGAACUUCAUGGUUCAACUUGAAACUGCUGUCGUUCAGUUUAUUAACUCAGGGGAAAUGCUUAAAGCAUACGCUUACUACAACUACCUACUGCAACUGUUCCUAUCAGAAUCUAAGCUGAAUAACUUAUACAACUAUUUGCAAGACGACAUAAGUUUGGAAGGCGCAUACCUCGACUUCCUUCAAAGAGACGAGAUCAGAAGAGCUUUGCAUAUCGGAAACACUAACUUCACGUCGAUCGGCGUUGUGUACAGGAAACUGGUUCCUGACUUCAUGGCGAGUGCGAAGAAUUGGUUAGAGGAGUUAUUAGAAAACUACAGGGUUAUGCUCUACAAUGGCCACCUAGACAUAAUUGUAGCCUACCAUCCAUCAGUGAACACAUAUGACUCGCUCUCUUUCUCGGGCACGUCUGAAUUUAGAACAGCUAAGCGACAUCCUUGGUACCACGACGGAAGUUUAGCUGGAUACUAUAAGACAGCUGGAAACUUAACAGAAGUGAUGAUCCGAGGCGCGGGUCACAUGGUACCAGCGGACAAGCCAGCUGCUGCUCUCGGUCUAAUCUCUGCCUUCGCCCGCAGUCUCUCCCUGGAAACAGAUACUGGAAUCCUGGUAGACGAGCAAAAAAACUUGCGAACUCACAAGCCUCCUUUCUAGGAGUCCUUGAAUCAGUGGAAAACCUAUUGCUUACAACUAUUGUUUUAACUUUAACUAAGAUAAUAAUUCGAUUUUAGAUUUUUUUUUUGUAAA
Molecule: messenger RNA, 1654 nt
Organism: Pararge aegeria (speckled wood butterfly)
Lineage: Eukaryota; Metazoa; Arthropoda; Insecta; Lepidoptera; Nymphalidae
Product: venom serine carboxypeptidase-like
Exons: 9
Coding region: 74-1561 (495 amino acids)
Biological process (GO): proteolysis
Molecular function (GO): serine-type carboxypeptidase activity
Source: RefSeq, a predicted model, not a curated record